Molecule: messenger RNA, 446 nt
Organism: Crotalus tigris (Tiger rattlesnake)
Lineage: Eukaryota; Metazoa; Chordata; Lepidosauria; Squamata; Viperidae
Product: dehydrogenase/reductase SDR family member 13-like
Exons: 2
Coding region: 57-374 (105 amino acids)
Source: RefSeq, a predicted model, not a curated record
AUGAAGCACUCACGGGCUGCGGGGAAAGGUAGCGGGACCGGGCAGGCGAGUGGGCCAUGGAGGCGCCGGCGAUGCUGGCGGCAGGUGCGGCGCUCCUGCUGGGGCUCUACGCGCUGCUCUACUACCACUUUGUGGCGGCCACGCGGUGCCGGAACGCGGUCAGCCUGCGGGGCAAGACGGUUCUCAUCACAGGUGCAAAUACAGGGAUCAGGAAGGCCACAGCAGUGGAUCUGGCCCGGAGAGGCGCCCGUGUCAUUCUGGCAUGCCGCGACAAAGCAAGAGGAGAAUCGGCUGUGUGUGACAUCAGACGGGUAAGCGCCUGCCGUGCGGUUCUCUCCUUCCCUCCGUUCUUCAGCACUCAGGUCUUUUCCUGAUGGAUUUUAUUCAUUUAUUUAGCAUAUGACAUCUACAGAGUUCAUGCAAUCCCUUAUAUGCAAUGCAGAUAA